AUGGAGCAGAAGCCCGAAGACAUCACUUCCAAGGUCGACGAGAAGGUCGACGAGCAAGACUCGGAGAUUCCCGAAGGCGAGAUUCCCAAUUCCGAGGCCCCAAACUCUAAGACUCCUGGCGAGGAGGUUCCUAGUGGUGAGGCUGCUGGUGACGAAGAAGCAGUGUCGAAGGCUCCAGGCACCGAGGCCCUUAAGUCGAUGGCUCCUGGUGAGGAGGCUGCUGGCGAGUUGGCUGAACAGGCAAAGGAGAAGGUUGCCGAAGGGGAGCCUCUUCAUUAUCGCCAAUUCGAAUUAUUCGCUCGGAACUCAAACCCUCUGACCAAUACCCUCCUACUUCGAAAUUGA
Fusarium falciforme is the source of this 345-nucleotide messenger RNA. RefSeq lists its product as hypothetical. Lineage: Eukaryota; Fungi; Ascomycota; Sordariomycetes; Hypocreales; Nectriaceae. The transcript is spliced from 2 exons. The record is from RefSeq and is a predicted model, not a curated record. Bases 1 to 345 code for a protein of 114 amino acids.